This is a messenger RNA of Paecilomyces variotii, 1021 nucleotides long. RefSeq lists its product as hypothetical. NCBI's taxonomy places the organism in Eukaryota, Fungi, Ascomycota, Eurotiomycetes, Eurotiales, Thermoascaceae. The record is from RefSeq and is a predicted model, not a curated record. The transcript has a single exon. Bases 1 to 918 code for a protein of 305 amino acids.
AUGUUCAGGAAGACAAAUGUUAUCUGCUGCGGCGGUCUGCAGGUCUUGACUGCUUACCCUCCAGCUCCGCGAGCAUCUCCGUCGCGGCCAACUGUGCGGGCAGGACCAUGUCGUGCUCGAGGCCGAUUGUAUGCCACCGUUCAGGAUUCUUCGGAUGCUGAUCUGUCAUGGCCGAGCACUCCGAGCUUCACUCCCUAUGAUAUUUUCAAGCAAGACAGGAGUGCGCCGUACUCGAAACGACGGUACUACGAUUUGGUCAAGAUCUACCACCCCGACCGGCGAGGCGACGACCAUCCCUUAUGCAAGGAUAUUACUCGUGAAGUCCGUCUUCAACGGUAUCGACUCAUUGUGUCUGCCCAUGAGAUCCUCUCCGAUCCCUCGAAACGAGCCGCCUACGAUCAGUUCGGAAUCGGAUGGCACGACCACCCUGAUAACAAAAUGCCGCCGCCGCGGUACCAGCCGGCAAUGAACAUGGAUGACCCGAUUUUUGCCAAUGCGACGUGGGAAGACUGGCAACGAUGGUAUAAUCGCGAUAGCCCAAAGCAACGGACAAUCGUGGACCACCGGACCUUUGCGACGUUCGUUAUCCUCCUGGCCAUGUUCGGGGCUGCCGUGCAGGCAUCCUGGCUGGGCCAAUUCACUAUGGGAUUUGACGAGAAGGUCCGCGAUAUGAACGAACAGUCCAUGCGUUUCCUGGCUGGACGGCGACAGCAGACUCAGAACCAGAUGAAGUCGACGGAGGCUAGGGUUCAGAAUUUCUUGAUAAGGCGGGAUCCUUCGGGUCAUGGCCUCAAGGAGGGCGAACAAGAGGUCUACCAAAAGGUCCUGGAUCCACGGAACCGCGCACCUUUGAAAGAGGUUGAACAGUUGGGCCCCGGUCAGGAUCCGGGGAAGAAAGACGAGACGACUGAACGAUGAUAUUGCUUGUUUUAGUUCUCUACUAUGGCGUCACUCGGGAUGCGUUUGAUUCUUUGGAUUAUACAAGGCGAACAGGCGUAGUAGACUCUCCUUUCACUAUUUU